AUGUCCCUCGACUUCACCACCUUCCACAACAUCAUCGCCGGCCAGCCGCGCUCCGCCGCCACCGUCCACGCGGGCGUCUCGCCGCUCACCCGCGCCAAACUGUGGGACGUCCCGGUCGCGACCGCGCAGGAUGUCGACGACGCGGUCGCCGCCGCCGCAGCGGCCUUCCCCGGCUGGGCGGCGGUGCCUUACACCGAGCGCACGCGGCUGCUGGGCGAGUUCGCGGAUCUCUACCUCCAGCAUGCCGAGGAGUUUGUGGAGCUGUUGAUGGCGGAGACGGGGCGGAGUAGACAAACGGCCGCGAUCGAGGUAUACUGGGCGGCGGAGUGGUUGCGGUAUCCUGCCAAGUACACCCUCCCCGAGACGAAGCACGAAGACGACGAGCUCGUAGCGAUAACCAAGUACGAGCCCCUGGGCGUGGUCGCCGCCAUUUGUCCGUGGAACUUCCCCAUCAGCCUAGCAAUGGGCAAAAUCGCCCCCGCAAUCGCAACAGGCAACACCAUCAUCGUCAAACCCUCACCAUUCACCCCCUACACCACCCUCAAACUCAUCCACCUCGCGCAACACAUCUUCCCCCCGGGGAUCCUCCAAGCCCUCAGCGGCGACGACACGCUCGGCCCCCUCCUCGUCCACCACCCGCGCAUCCAGAAGAUCUCCUUCACGGGGUCCACGGCCACCGGCCAGAAGAUCAUGCGCGGCUGCGCCGAGACCAUGAAGCGGUUUACCCUGGAGACCGGCGGGAACAACGUCGGGAUUGUUUUCCCGGAUGUGGAUGUCGCGGCGACGGCCGCGAAGAUUGCGGGCGGGUUGUGGUUCAAUGCGGGGCAGGUGUGCAUCAAUGCGCGGCGGCUGUAUGUGCAUUCGUCUGUUUAUGGGGAGUUUGUGAGGGUUUUGGGGGAUGUCACGCAGAAGAUGCAGGUGGUGGGGGAUGUGGGGCCGGUGCAGAAUGAGAUGCAGUUUGAGAAGGUGCAGGCGGUGCUGCGGGAGUGUAAGGAAUUAGGGCUGAGGUUUGUGGCGGGUGGGGAGGAGGGGAAGAAGGGGGGCGAGGAGCAGGGGCUGUUUGUUCGGCCCGUCGUGCUGGAUAAUCCGCCGGAUGAGGCGGGGGUCCUGCAGGAGGAGGUUUUUGGGCCUGUCGUCUCUUGCAAGCCGUUCAAUACCGCGGAUGAAGUGGUGGGCAUCGCGAACGAGGGCACCACCGGGUUGAGCGCGAUUGUCUGGACGGCGGAUGCUGAGUUGGCGGAGAGAGUGUCGGCCCAGUUGGACGUGGGGAAUGUGUUUGUGAACGGGCCGCCCAAGCCAAAUGCCUACGUGCCCUUUGGCGGCCAUAAGCAGAGCGGGGUGGGGGUGGAGUAUGGGCUGGAGGGGCUGUUGGGGUUCUGCCAGGUCAAAUCGGUGCAUGUGUACAAAUAG
This is a messenger RNA of Aspergillus brunneoviolaceus CBS 621.78, 1410 nucleotides long. Its product is annotated as aldehyde dehydrogenase. The coding region runs from base 1 to 1410 and encodes 469 amino acids. The record is from RefSeq and is a predicted model, not a curated record. Lineage: Eukaryota; Fungi; Ascomycota; Eurotiomycetes; Eurotiales; Aspergillaceae. The transcript has 8 exons. Gene Ontology annotation, molecular function: aldehyde dehydrogenase (NAD+) activity.